AGGCUUUGUGCGUAGAAAGAUAAUGGCUAGCUUCGCAGAAGUUAGAUAGUCUCGUACAAUCUAAGAAGUGAAAAUCAUCAUAAAGAAAGAUGGAGUUUGUGUAUAGACUGUGUUUAGUGAUUCCUUUACUGUCCGUUGUUUUAUCUGAUUGGCAAGGAGAUGCAUUGUACGACAUGAAAAUUAAACUGAAUGCCACUGGAAAUCAGCUGUCUGACUGGAAUCAAAAUCAAGUCAAUCCAUGUACAUGGAAUUCUGUUAUAUGUGAUGGAAGCAACAAUGUCAUUCAAGUAACACUGCCUUCCAUGGGGUUUAAUGGAAUCUUGUCACCAAGAAUUGGACAGCUGCAGUAUCUCAAUGUUUUAUCUUUGCCUGGUAACAAAAUAACUGGUGAAAUUCCAAAACAGUUCGGGAAUUUGUCAAGCUUGACAAGUUUGAUCUUGGAAAAUAAUCAAUUAACUGGAGAGAUUCCAAGUUCUCUCGGGAACCUCACUAAGCUUCAAAUUUUGAUUCUGAGUGAAAAUAAUCUCAAUGGAAAUAUUCCUGAUUCUCUUUCAAAUCUUUCAAGCUUAAACGAUGUUCGUCUAGCAUUCAAUGAUCUCACUGGUCAGAUACCUGAUCGUCUGUUUAGAAUUGCCAAGUACAAUUUUACAGGGAACAACCUAAAUUGUGGGACAAAACUUGAAUUACCUUGUGCAUCUAAUUUAUCUGAUGCUGGAGGAUCUCAUCAUUCAGAGCUUGGUGCAGUACUUGGAAGUAUUGGAGGAGCAUUGGCGCUCCUUAUUGUUGCCGGGGUUGCACUUUUCCUGUGGAAGCGUAAACGGAGAGGCUAUCGGCGUGAAGUUUUUGUUGAUGUUGCAGGUGAAGAUGAUCGACGAAUUGCAUUUGGACAGCUCAAAAGGUUUGCAUGGAGGGAAUUGCAAAUUGCAACAGACAGCUUUAGUGAGAAAAAUAUUCUUGGUCAGGGAGGAUUUGGGAAAGUUUAUAAAGGAGUCCUUCCAGAUAAUACAAAAAUUGCAGUAAAGCGAUUAACUGAUUAUGAAAGUCCUGGCGGAGAAGCUGCAUUUUUGCGUGAAGUUGAAUUAAUAAGUGUUGCUGUUCACAGAAAUCUUUUAAAGUUGAUUGGUUUCUGUACAACACCUUCAGAGCGGCUUCUCGUUUAUCCUUUCAUGCAGAACUUGAGUGUUGCCUAUCGCUUAAGAGACUUUAAACCCGGUGAACCAGUGUUGGAUUGGCCUACAAGAAAACGUGUAGCUUUGGGAACAGCUCGUGGGUUAGAAUAUCUUCAUGAACAUUGCAAUCCCAAGAUUAUUCACCGUGAUGUGAAAGCUGCAAAUGUUUUGCUUGAUGAAGAUUUUGAAGCGGUAGUUGGUGACUUUGGCUUAGCGAAGUUGGUGGAUGUAAGGAAAAGCUCGGUAACAACUCAAGUUCGUGGGACUAUGGGUCACAUAGCACCUGAGUAUUUAUCUACUGGGAAAUCAUCUGAAAGGACAGAUGUUUUUGGUUUUGGGAUUACGCUUCUCGAACUUGUUACAGGGCAACGUGCGAUAGAUUUUUCACGCUUGGAGGAGGAAGAUGAUGUGUUACUUCUUGAUCACGUGAAGAAACUGGUAAGAGAGAAGCGCCUCGAUGCCAUCAUCGAUCGCAACCUGAACAAGAACUAUGACAUCGAAGAGGUAGAGAAAGUGAUCCAAGUGGCUCUUCUUUGCACGCAGGCAACGCCAGAGGACCGGCCUUCGAUGUCGGAGGUGGUGAGGAUGUUGGAAGGGGAAGGGUUGGCGGAGCGAUGGGAAGAGUGGCAGCAGGUUGAGGUCAACCGUCGCGAGGAAUACGAGCGCCUCCAUCGGAGAUUCGAUUGGGGGGAUGACUCCAUUUAUAAUCAAGACGCCAUUGAAUUAUCUGGAGGAAGGUAACGAAUCAUCUGUAAUGAAAGAGAUUUCCACCAGUUUGUUCGCGUGAUGUAUCAUAUUGUUGUAUGGACGUGUUAUCACUGGCAAGCCUUUUUUAAUUAGGAAAUCCAGUAAAUAUGUCUUAUUUCAAAGUUAUAUGUUGUUAUUGUUAUUAUAACCUUUAUCAUUAUUUUUUCUUUUGUGUUAAUCGCUGAUUGACCCCUUCUAUUGUCA
Asparagus officinalis (garden asparagus) is the source of this 2120-nucleotide messenger RNA. Its product is annotated as probable LRR receptor-like serine/threonine-protein kinase At5g10290. Gene Ontology annotation, biological process: protein phosphorylation. The transcript is spliced from 12 exons. The record is from RefSeq and is a predicted model, not a curated record. Bases 90 to 1910 code for a protein of 606 amino acids. Gene Ontology annotation, molecular function: protein binding; protein kinase activity; ATP binding. Lineage: Eukaryota; Viridiplantae; Streptophyta; Magnoliopsida; Asparagales; Asparagaceae.